Messenger RNA from Orcinus orca (killer whale), 3139 nucleotides. RefSeq names its product NME/NM23 nucleoside diphosphate kinase 6 (gene NME6). The record is from RefSeq and is a predicted model, not a curated record. Gene Ontology annotation, molecular function: nucleoside diphosphate kinase activity. The transcript is spliced from 6 exons. Lineage: Eukaryota; Metazoa; Chordata; Mammalia; Artiodactyla; Delphinidae. Bases 2217 to 2777 code for a protein of 186 amino acids. Gene Ontology annotation, biological process: GTP biosynthetic process; CTP biosynthetic process; UTP biosynthetic process.
UGGUGGCCGGCCUGCGCGGCGGGAGGAUCAGGUGACUCGGACCCGAACUCCAGCACACUGGGGCUCCGAAUAGCUCAGAAUCUAGCGUGGCCUUAGGUCUCGGUACAAGGGGCCUGGGUCGCGCAGCUGCAGGCCCAGAGAAAUGGAAGAGCAGGGUGGGGAAGAGGGCGGUAUCUAGAGCUGAGGCUGUGAGUCUGGGGGGCGGGGCUUCAGGUGUUGGAAGCAGAAAGCCGAGUUGACGGGUUGCAGGUCUCCGACACGCUUGGGAGGAUGAGAGGCAUGACUGGCGCCUUCCAGGAAGCAGAAUAGGCGCCUCUGUUGUGGGGGCAAACGCCCAGGCAAUUUCUAAAAUUUAUAAUUCUCUAAUCGAGUGACUUUUAUGUUGAGCAAGUUUCUCGACCUGUUAACAUUUGUUGUAAACCAAGGUCCAAGACAGGCAUAACUUAGCUGGCAUUAAGAAAGGAACCAUGUCCUCCGCUGGAUAGCCCCUAGCAUUCUGGUCUUGGAAUAGCUGAAUCAGAUUCAUUCAUUGAUUCAUUCAGCAAAUACUGUUGAGAACCAUCUAUGUGCUAGGCACUCUGCAUAAGUACAGAGGAUACGAUGGUGAGCGAAACAGAUCCCUGCUUUCAUAGAGCUGACCUUCUGGUUGGGAAGAGCUAACUGAAGAAAACGUGAAAGGAGCCAUGAGAAUGUAUAACAGGGGAAGUGAACUAAGAUCUAGUGGGUGAGUAGGAGGUAACCAGAGGAAGCACUUUCUGGACUGUGAAAACUUCUCAGGCAAAGGCUGUCAGGCCAGAAUGUCUUGGAGCUGUAAGGCCCGUGAGGCUGGAACAAAAGCAAGUUAAGGAGUGUGGAGUUCCAGAUGAGGCUAGAGAGGUAUGCAGGGAUAAGAUCAUGCAAAGCCUAGUAGGACAUGAUAAGGCUUUGGGGUUUUAUCAUAAAAGCAGGGUACACUUUGAAGGGUUAAGGAGGGAAAUGAUAUGACUAGAUUUGCAUUUUUAGUUCACUGUGGCUGCUAUGUGGAGAACAGAUUGUAGAGGGUAGCAAGAGUAGAAACUGGGAGACCACUGAAGAGGCUGUUGCACAAGUCCAGAGGGGGUUGAUGAUGUCUUGGACUGUGGUGGUGGCAGUUAAGAAGGAGAGAAUUGUACGGAUUUGAGAUACACUGGCUAGGUAAAAUUGCCAGAACUCAAUGAUAUCAUGGAUAUGGAGGGUGAGGAAGGGGAGGUGCCAAGGGUGUCGCUCCCUAGAUAUAUGGCAAAGGUUCUGCUCGCUUUUGGGUUACUCACCACCUGGGAUGUUAGGGAAACUGGGUUGGCUGAUCUUGUACUGGUUAGACUGUGCUUAGCUUUGUGGAUUGAGUAGAGCAUCAAGCUGAAUGCUGUAGAAGGGACAUGAAUAGGAGAGACCUUGGCACAGUUUCUCCGUUUGGGCCAGACCCUAGCACUGCUUUUUUUUUUUUUUCUUUGCGGUACACGGGCCUCUCACUGUUGUGGCCCCUCCCAUUGCGGAGCACAGGCUCCGGACGCGCAGGCUCAGCGGCCAUGGCUCACGGGCCUAGCCGCUCCGUGGAAUGUGGGAUCUUCCCGGACCGGGGCACGAACCCGUGUCCCCUGCAUCGGCAGGCGGACUCUCAACCACUGCGCCACCAGGGAAGCCCCCAGCACUGCUUUUAAUGUGAUUGUCAGGCUACUUGUGGGCUAAGAAUAAAGAGACAGUUGUCCAGACUCUGUCCCUGUGUGUUCAUGGAAGCCUUCUCUGUAUUUGUUGGCAAAUUUAGGGGUUCCACCAGAUAAUCUUUGACACCUUAGUCCUGCAGAGAUGAUCAAUUUCUUACAUGUAAAUAGAAUUUCAAAGUUGGAAGAGAUCUCAAGUUUUCUUAGUCCAGUUUAUAAAAUACUUUUAUGUUCUUUAUAUCAUCUUCACAAUUAUUUAUUAAGCUCUUACACCAUCAUGAUUAGACACUAGAAAUAGUGUCUUGUUCUUUUCUCUGAAGAUGAAUAGAAUAAGACUGUAUAGGUUCAUUUAGUCAAUAAAAUUGAUUAAGCACCUUUGUGCCAGGCAGUUUUAGCUGCUUCAGAUACAAAAUGAUUACAACUUGUCUUUGACCUUGGAGUUGCAUGUCUGCAAACCCUGCCAUUGAGGACAGCUGAGUGUAUUAAAGGGUUUGAUUUGGGCGUGAUAGAUCCUGACUUAUCUGUAAGAUUAGGAGGGAGAUGACCUCGAUAUUACGGAGCCCUCAGGCUCUCCAGCUUACUCUGGCUCUGAUCAAGCCUGAUGCAGUUGCUCACCCACUGAUUCUGGAGGCUGUUCAUCAGCAGAUUCUGAGCAACAAGUUCCUUAUUGUACGAAUGAGAGAACUUCUGUGGAGAAAGGAAGAUUGCCAGAAGUUUUACCAAGAGCAUGAAGGGCGUUUUUUCUAUCAGCGGCUGGUGGAGUUCAUGGCCAGUGGGCCAAUCCGAGCCUACAUCCUCGCCCACAAGGAUGCCAUCCAGCUCUGGAGGACAGUGAUGGGACCCACCAGAGUGUUUCGAGCACGCCACGUGGCCCCAGAUUCAAUUCGUGGGAGUUUCGGCCUCACUGACACCCGUAAUACAACCCAUGGCUCAGACUCUGUGGUUUCAGCCAGUAGAGAGAUCGCAGCCUUCUUUCCCGACUUCAGUGAACAGCGCUGGUAUGAGGAAGAGGAGCCCCAGUUGCGCUGUGGCCCUGUGCGCUACAAUCCAGAGGGAGGCAUCCACUUUGCAGCUGGAACAGGAGGCCCAGGGCCAACCUGACGCAGGCCUGUUGGUCUGUGAAGAGUGAUGGUGUUGCCCAGCCUUUUCUCGCAGACCUCUGGUCCAGAGCAUUCUCCUAGGACCAGGGAGGCCUGGGGCUUAUUGUGCCAUCUCUGCUGGGCACCGCCACCUGCAUAAGAGCCUAGCUCCUCACUGCUACCUCUUCUAGAAUCUAACUCUCUAUCUACCUCUUCUCUGGAAUGUUCAUGGGUGGUUCAGAGGAAUGAUGGCUCCUUUUUUUCUGAGAACUGUUCAUCCUUUUUCAAGGAGGGGCUUGCCUAACUGACUUGCCUGAAAAAUGCAGUGACCGUAUUAGCAACAUUUGGUCUAUUUUCCUUAAUAAAAGUCAGUAUUCUACUGAA